This is a messenger RNA of Chinchilla lanigera (long-tailed chinchilla), 3689 nucleotides long. It is a transcript of the gene Emilin3, whose product is annotated as elastin microfibril interfacer 3. Gene Ontology annotation, molecular function: protein binding. Lineage: Eukaryota; Metazoa; Chordata; Mammalia; Rodentia; Chinchillidae. The coding region runs from base 261 to 2561 and encodes 766 amino acids. The transcript has 4 exons. Gene Ontology annotation, cellular component: extracellular matrix. The record is from RefSeq and is a predicted model, not a curated record.
GGGAGAGCGGCGGCGCGGGCCCAAGUUUAUGCUAAUCCGCGCAGAGCCCGCCUCCCGCCUCCCCUCUGCGGCCCCAGCCACGAGCAGCGCCGGCCACUCGGCGGGACGCAGCCACCGCGAAGCGCCAGGCGGCUAAGUGAGCGAGUUUCGGGGGCCGCGAGGGGCUGUGGGAAGCCGGCCGGAGAGCUGAGGUGUCGGCGUGGCGGGCGCACACUCACGGGGGCCACCGUCCGGGGCCAGGUGGAGACGCGGUGGCCGCGAUGGGUCGCCGCCGCCUGCCGGUCUGGCUGUGCGCCGUCGCGGCGCUGCUCUCGGGGGCGCAGGGCAAGGGCACGCCGCUCCUGGCUCGGCCGGUCCCGCCCAGCGCCGCCCGCUACAGCCUCUACACGACGGGAUGGCGCCCCCGGCUGCGCCCGGGGCCGCACAAGGCCCUCUGUGCCUAUGUUAUGCACAGGAAUGUGACCUGCGUCCUACAGGAGGGAGCAGAGAGCUACAUAAAAGCUGAGUUCCGGCAGUGUGGAUGGGGGCCCAAGUGCCCCGGGACAGUCACGUACCGAACGGUGCUCAGACCCAAAUACAAGGUUGGCUACAAGACAGUGACAGAACUCACCUGGCGUUGCUGCCCUGGCCUCACUGGAGAAAGCUGCCCCGAGCACCUCACGGAUCAUGGGGCCACCCCACCCCGGCUGAAUCCUGAACCCCAGAUUCCCUCAGGGCAGGUGGGCUCAGGUCCCAGGCCCCCUCCUCACAGCCAAGCAGACCCUAAUCCCCACGGAAGGAAAGGCCUAGGGCUGUUUGGCGAGCGCCUGGAACGCCUGGAGGGUGAUGUUCAGCGCCUGGCACAAGCAUAUAGUACCCUCAGUGGCCUAGUGGCCAGCCAUGUGGACCCCAACAAGAAAACUGCAGUCCCCAGGGUUCCUGCUGCCCCUGUGGGCUUUGAUGUCAUCCCUGAGGGGCAUGUGAAUCCAGCAGACAGAGCAGGAGGACCACUCACGCCUCCCCUUGGUGAGAUCCUGAGCAAGGUAACAGAAGUGAGCAACACGCUGCAGACCAAGGUGCAGCUGCUAGAUGAGGUGCAUGGACUUGCCCUUGGCCAUGAGGCCCACCUGCAGCAGCUGCGGGAAGCCCCGCCAUCCCCGCUGACCUCCCUGGUAUUGCUGGAGGAAUAUGUGGACCAACGGCUGCAGCGACUCUGGGGGAGCCUCCUGGAUGGCUUCGAGCAGAAGCUGCAAGGUAUCCAGAGUGAGUGUGACCUACGGGUGCAGGAGGUUCGGCAACAGUGUGAGGAGGGCCAGGCGGCCAGCCGGCGGCUACACCAGAGCCUCGAUGGCCGGGAGCUGGCCCUGCGCCGGGAGCUGUCACAGCUGGGCACUCAGCUGCAAGGCUUGAGUGUGGCUGGUGGGGGCGGUUGCUGCAGCCAGCUGGCCUUGGUCAGUGCCCGUGUGGACAGCCUUGAGAAGAACCUGAGGGCAGUUGUGGAGGCCCACAAGGGCCCCGGCACCCCAACCAGGGAUGAGCUUGACCAGCUCUCUGCUGCCAUGCUUGAGGGAGGUGUGGAUGGGCUGCUUGAGGGCCUGGAGACCCUCAAUGGGACAGAGAAUGGAGCGAGGAGCUGCUGUCUGAGGAUGGAGAUGGGGGGCUGGGGUGUGGGUGGCUUCGGGUCCAUGCUAGAAGAGCGUGUGCAGAACCUAGAGGAGCGCCUGGCAACAUUAAUCGGAGAGCUAAACCAUGACAGCGUCCCACUGGACAGGUCCAUGCGGCCCCUUGUGCCCACAGAGCUGGCCGUGCUAGAACAACGAUUGAUCUCCUUGGAGACCUCAUGCACCCCCAGUACCACUUCAGCCACCCUGGACAACCUCGUGUCGGAGGUGAAGGCCUGGAAGAGCCGGAGCGAGGCCCUCCUACACCAGGUGGCCAGCCACACAGCUCUGCUACAGCAACUCAAUGGCACUGUGGCUGAAGUCCAGGGGCAGCUAGCAGAAGGGACAGGCAGCUCACUCCAAGGUGAAAUCACUCUACUGAAGGUCAACCUGAACUCAGUGAGCAAGUCACUCACGGGCCUCAGUGACUCUGUCAGCCAGUACUCUGAUGCCUUCUUGGCUGCCAACACAUCUCUGGAUGAGCGGGAACGCAAGGUGGAGGCUGAAGUCCACACCAUCCAGGAGCAGGUCAGCAGCCAAGGCUCAAGGCUCCAGGCUGGCCACAGGCAGACCCUGAACCUGCGGGGGGAGCUGGCACAUCUCAAGGCUGGCAUGGCCAAUGUGGCCAGGGGGCUGAGCCGCUGCCAGGACACAGCCCAAGAACUCCAGCGUGCCGUGGGCCACUUCGACCAGCGGGUGGCCCAAGUGGAGGGCAUGUGCAGGAGGCUCGGCCUGCUGGCUGCCAGCCUGGACAGCUUGCCCACCGAGCCUCUUAGGUUGAGGGAGGGCCUGUGGGGCCACAUGGACCAGCUGAAUCGCACACUAGCCCAGCACACAGAGGACAUCGCCCGCCUCCGAGAUGACCUGCUGGACUGCCGGGCCCAGCUGGCUGAGCAGGCAAGGCUAGGGCAAGCCGACUAGGCAGGCUGGAGAGGAUCCAAGCCCCAAAUCACCUCAACCCUGGGAACAUCAUCCCAGAGCCCAGUCCUACCCAGCCUCCCUGGACCAGCCCAGUUGCCACUUCAGAGGCCACUGGGCCAAUGGUCUUAGUCCAGCUUCAUAUGACCAUCCUGGUCAUCAGCGCGGCACGAACUAGACAAUUCAGGAUAGUGAUCAAGGCGAGGCUGUCAUGCGUGAAGGCCAGGAUGCACUCAGAGAACACACAUUCCAUGGUCUGCAACUCGCUUUUUUAGACACAUCAGAGUUAGCAACUGUGCAAGUUCCUUGUACCCGUUGUCAGAUGGGCCUGUCCACAGCUCCCCUUGCACAAGGGGUCGUGUCAGCCCUUGGAGAUUCCUGUUCUCUUGUCCCUUGGCUUCUACCCACAGCCAUUUGGACGAGGGUUCUGCUGGAAAGUGGUCCCCACUGGAACUAUCCCCACACCUGGCAGCUUCAUGGAUGCUGUUUCUGAACCAAGGACCAGAAGCCACUAGAGACUUCCAGCUCCGCACACAUCCUUUAGAACUGAAUGGAAGCCCAGCGACCCAGCUGAGAGUUUUCUUUAUCCUUCUGCUCCUCCGUCAAGGUGAGGGCUCAGGCAGCUGUAGACUCCUAGCAGAGUUAGAUCCAGGCAAUCCGUUUGGAGACCCGUUUGUUUUUUUCUUUUCCUUCCCCAAAGACGUUUUCAGGACACUGGUCCUCUUUCCAGUUGGGGAAAAAUCACCUGUGUUCCUCCAGGUCAGUACCUGUCUCCUAUGUGUGGCCUUAGUGUAUAUCGAGGCCUAAAAGUCAGACCCUGAGAAAGCCAUAGCUGGAGGAAAAGGGGUUCAGGCCUUGCUGUUAACACUCUUACAAAACCCCAGUCCUGCAAAGAUGAUCACAAGGUGAUAAUUCAGGUAUGACACCAUCAAGGCACAACUGGAAAAAUGCAAGUGUUCCUCAGGCCUACGCAGUUCCACCUGCGCCGAGGCUCUCGGCCUUAAUUUCCCUCACAGUGGCAUGGGCCUCCUGUGCCGUUGGCAGCAGGCUUCUGAACAUUCCGUGCUGUGCCCUCUACUCUGGUGCUGUGGGAGGAGGGCAGGUUCUGGAUUAAAGCUUUCAGCCGGUCUA